CUGGGGGAAGAUCUCUCCACCAAGUGUCUCAAUUUAACAGGAGCUCCCUCCCUCUCUCUCUUCCUCUCUCAGCCCCUUCCUCCUCCCCUUCGGCCGUGACAGAGCACACCUGCUUGGUCUUGGCUGCGCGCGCUCUCAGUGCAAUUAUCGCUCGGCCCCUUGCAGCACAGUGCAGAAGGCUCACAGUGAUUCAGCCUAUAGCCCCAACUGGAUAUUUGGAAGGAAGACCAUCUGACCUCGGCGCACUCUAACUCUCUAGCUCUCUCUCCCACGCUUCUAAAGAGCACAGGCUCCCGGACAAAGGCACCAUGAGGUCAGCCUGUCUCUCCCUGCUCCUGGUCACAGCGUGCUGGUCACUUCCCUUCCGCCAGUCUGGCUUCCUGGACUUCAUGAUGGAGGAUGAGGCGGGCUCUGGCUUGCCAGAGGUGCCCAUCGAGCCCAGCGUGGACAUCCCCACCAUGCCCGAAGGACCCAAGUGCCCCUUCCGCUGCCAGUGCCACCUGCGCGUGGUGCAGUGCUCCGACUUAGGGCUGAAGAGUGUUCCAGAUGAGAUCCCUGCAGACAGCACCCUGCUGGACCUGCAGAACAACAAGAUCACUGAGAUCAAGGAGAAUGACUUCAAGACUCUGAAGGGACUCCAAACCCUGAUCCUGGUGAACAACCAGAUCACCACAAUCCACCCCAAGGCCUUCCUUCCCCUGGGCAAGCUGCAGCGCCUCUACCUCUCCAAGAACCACCUCAAGGAAAUGCCCGCCAACAUGCCCAAGAGCCUGCAGGAGCUUCGCAUCCACGAGAACGAGAUCACUAAGAUCAAGAAGGCCUCCUUCGAGGGCAUGGCCCAGGUCAUCGUCAUGGAGCUCGGCUCCAACCCCCUGAAGAGUGCAGGGGUUGAGGCUGGGGCAUUCGGGGCCCUGAAGAAGGUCUCAUACAUCCGCAUUGCAGACACCAACCUGACAGAGAUCCCCAAAGGUCUGCCCUCCUCCCUCUCCGAGCUCCACCUGGACAGCAACAAGAUCACCAAGGUGCAGGCGGACAACCUGAAGGGCCUCAAGAACCUGGCUAAGCUGGGUCUAAGCUACAAUGAGAUCAGCCAGGUGGAGAACGGUUCUCUGGCCAUGGUUCCUCACCUCAGAGAGCUUCACCUGGACAACAAUGCCCUGACCACCGUGCCUGCAGGCCUGCCUGACCACAAGUACAUCCAGGUGAUCUACCUCCACAGCAACAAGAUAGGGGUGGUGGGCACCCAGGACUUCUGCCCACCGGGCUACAAUACCAAGAAGGCCAUGUACUCUGGCAUCAGCCUGUUCUCCAACCCCGUCCCUUACUGGGAGGUGCAGCCCAUCACCUUCCGUUGUGUGUUCGACCGCUCCGCCAUCCAGCUGGGCAACUACAGGAAGAAGUAGAGAAAAAGUAGACCACCCCCAGAGAGAGGGAGAGUGUGUGUGUGUGUGUGUGUGUGUGUGUGUGUGUGUGUGUGUGUGUGUGUGUGUGUGUGUGUGUGUGUGUGUGUGUGUGUGUGUGUGAACCGCAGCCCCCCAUCUACCCCACAACACUGAUCGGCACCUUUAUCCCCAUUUUAAAACCAUAACGAACAUCCAAUACAGUUUUAACAGUUACAGUACUUCAUGUUUUCAUGAGCAAAGACACAACAGUUACAAAACUCAGUACCAAACCUUCCAUAGAUGGCUUAGUAAUAACUCAAACCAGCUCUGUGUGCAAACAGUUGAUUUAUAAUAGUCCAUGUGUCAUUUGUACAUUUCAUAUUCUACAACAGUAAUCACUGGCAUUAUCCUGUAACAGGUCUUCCAUACACAAUAAACCGUCAACUCAUGAAAUACUGUAACACUACCUCAUGGUAGUUAUCUGUCAAAAAGCUCAACUUAAAGGGGAUGUCACCCACUUUUCAACCUCAUUUUCAUUAUCUCCAUUACAAUACCAUUGUCCCUAUAUGUGAAAACGUCCCAUUUCUAUGUUUUGUAGAAAACAAAUAUCAAGUUAAAAAGAUAUACCAAAUGACAUCAUCAAGAAAAUACCAUCCCUCUGGCUAGAAACUCUUUGCAGGUUUGGAAAAUCACUGUUUUAAAAAAAGUGUUUACUCCUACCCUGUGAUGUCACAGAGGAGCAUUUUUUUAGGACCUUUCUUCUUAUCUUUUUACCCACAGAUCAUAGACUAAACAACGUGUUCGUUUUCACACAUGUAGACACUGAUAUGGUGCUGGAGAUAAUGAAUAUGAGGUUGAAAAGUGGAGGAACUGCCCUUUAACAGAAGUCUGUGCAAUGGUUUCGAAGUGUGUGCCCUCAGAUUGCAUGACUGAAAUGUUAUUUUGUGUGUGAAAGAAACAUUAUGAAAGACAACUAAAUAUUUUCAACAACAACAAAAAAUAUCUAUGACCACUUUGACAAUAUGUACACGAUUAACCCUUUAAUACCUCACACAUGUCAGCUGGUUGAGAUUGGCUGAAAAAUCUGAAUUUGACCGGUGUGGACAUGUUGUGUGCAACAAGCCUUUACGUGCAUAAGUCUGUGACAAUUACAGAAGGUGAGCUGACCUGCAGAGCGGGCUGCUAAGGGUUAACUCCUGUCUUAAUAUCAUUAACACCAGCUAGGAUACUAGAAUGUACUAGAGUAUAUUACCUGUGUAGUAGCUAGCGUUCAAAGUGUACCUUCACAAUAUGUCGUACUAUUUGAAAGAUGUCAGAUUUUCUUUCUGUCACAUUGUAGUCGAUUGCCAUGUCUCCUGCUUGCUUCACUGUUGAUGUCAAGUUUUGUUGUUUUUACGAAAUGUUCCGACAGUUUAAAGAUUUCAGAUUUUCCGUAAAGCAUUUAUUUCUUCUUCUACACAUUCCAUUCCCCCAUCUGUCAUGUAACAUCAGCUCAUACAACCAAGAUGAAAAUAGCUCUUAAAGAUGUAGAAUAAACAAUAUAUACGUUCCGAAACAGAAGCCAUGCCCAAAGAUCUAUACGCAUGCUUUUCUUCUUUUGACUUGAAGCAAGGUUGUGCUUUCUGGAAUGCCAUGUUAAUGCCUGUUUUGUUUCUCUUCUUUUCUUCUUUGCCUUUCUUUUUUUCUUUUUUUUAAGUCUGAAGAGAAUUGGAGGCUUGCAGGCGGACUGUCAUGCCUUCAGUGCCCAUGUUAGUGUGAAUGUUUGUAUGUAUAGACGCUGUAUAUAAAUGCUGUAUAAGAAAAACUCUCAUUGCUUAAAAGCACAAGCACUUACAGUAGUUCAGACUUAAUAUAUCAACAAUAAAGAUGUUCCUCUCUUUUUUUCUGAGCAGGGGCUCCGCCUAAGGCUUCCUGAACCAAAUAAAAAUACCAAUUAAAAAGCA
Molecule: messenger RNA, 3325 nt
Organism: Oncorhynchus nerka (sockeye salmon)
Lineage: Eukaryota; Metazoa; Chordata; Actinopteri; Salmoniformes; Salmonidae
Product: decorin-like
Exons: 8
Coding region: 309-1403 (364 amino acids)
Molecular function (GO): protein binding
Source: RefSeq, a predicted model, not a curated record